Messenger RNA from Telopea speciosissima, 935 nucleotides. RefSeq names its product probable diphthine methyl ester synthase. Gene Ontology annotation, biological process: protein histidyl modification to diphthamide. NCBI's taxonomy places the organism in Eukaryota, Viridiplantae, Streptophyta, Magnoliopsida, Proteales, Proteaceae. Gene Ontology annotation, molecular function: diphthine synthase activity. The record is from RefSeq and is a predicted model, not a curated record. The transcript has 6 exons. The coding region runs from base 79 to 933 and encodes 284 amino acids.
UAGACUCAUUUAGUAUCUAUUUCACUGCUUGAAGCUCGGAGAAACCAGAAUCAUUUCAGAAUCAAGAAAGCAAGAGAGAUGUUGUAUAUAAUAGGUUUGGGUCUGGGUGAUGAGAGGGAUAUCACCCUUAGAGGCCUGGAGGCUGUGAGGAAAUGCGAUAAAGUGUACGUGGAAGCUUACACUUCUCUCCUCUCUUUCGGUCUCUCUUCUGAUGGCUUUUCGACUUUGGAAGAGUUAUAUGGGAAGCCCGUCAUACUUGCAGAUAGAGAAAUGGUUGAAGAACAGGCUCAUGAUAUAUUGGCGGAGGCUGGGGGCUCUAAUGUGGCCUUCCUGGUUGUUGGGGAUCCUUUUGGAGCUACAACACAUUCCGAUCUGGUUGUCCGAGCCAAGAGCUUGGGUGUGGAAGUCAAGGUCAUACACAAUGCAUCAGUAAUGAAUGCUGUUGGAGUCUGUGGUUUGCAACUCUACCGAUAUGGAGAAACUGUCUCCAUACCAUUUUUCACUGAGACAUGGAGGCCUGACAGUUUCUAUGAGAAGAUUCAGAGAAACCGUGUACUUGGAUUACAUACACUUUGCUUAUUAGAUAUCCGUGUGAAAGAACCAUCGCUGGAAUCUUUGUGCAGAGGAAAAAAGCAAUAUGAACAGCCAAGAUACAUGACAAUUAACAUUGCCAUUGAACAACUGUUGGAGGUUGAAAAAAUGCGUGGAGAAUCUGCAUACAAUGAAGACACAACUUGUGUUGGUUUUGCUCGCCUUGGCAGUGAAGAUCAGAUGGUAGUUGCAGGUCCGAUGAGAGAAAUACUUAUGGUUGAUUUUGGAGCACCUUUGCAUUGCCUUGUCAUAGUAGGCAAAACCCAUCCCGUGGAGGAGGAAAUGCUGGAAUUUUACACUCUCAAAAGGGAAGACCAACUAAAAGACAAAGGCACUGCUUGAUC